AUGGAGAAAAGGAUGGGACCCACGAAUGGAGUAGGUUUUGAGGAAGGAGCGAGAAGAUACUUAUCCAUCGGUUCUUUUCCAGAAGAGCUUACUGCCAGCUCUAAAACAUUAGUACUGCGUAAGAGGUUACAGCACAGAGUUGAUAUAUUGAGGAGAUGUGUGCAUGCACUCGAUGCCAAGUCCUUGAUAGCUUUCAUGAAUUGUACUAAACAACUAAAAGAUGCUGUCUUCAAGCUGGAUGCCCGUGGGAUAAAAGCUGCAGAGCUUCAUGGAGACCUUGGCAAACUUGCAAGACCGACAAUUUCAAAGAAAUUCAAGAAUGGGCAGGUGAGAGUACUGGUGACAAACGAGCUUUCAGCCAAAAGUUUGGAUGGGUCAGAAAUGUGAUCUUGUGGUUAAUCUAGAUUUAACCACAAACUCAAUUCGCUAUGUACAUCGAGACAGCCGAACUGGUCGGCUUGGCAGGAAGGGUACCGUGG
Messenger RNA from Ilex paraguariensis (yerba mate), 479 nucleotides. Lineage: Eukaryota; Viridiplantae; Streptophyta; Magnoliopsida; Aquifoliales; Aquifoliaceae. The record is from the annotation of a GenBank genome assembly.